Messenger RNA from Dalotia coriaria, 1928 nucleotides. RefSeq names its product arrestin family protein Vdup1 (gene Vdup1). Gene Ontology annotation, biological process: protein transport. The coding region runs from base 234 to 1262 and encodes 342 amino acids. The record is from RefSeq and is a predicted model, not a curated record. Gene Ontology annotation, cellular component: cytoplasm. NCBI's taxonomy places the organism in Eukaryota, Metazoa, Arthropoda, Insecta, Coleoptera, Staphylinidae. The transcript has 6 exons.
UCUAUAUGGUCAUCACCUCGAACCGUAAAGUCAGUUAGUUCAGUAGGCAUUACCUGCGCGCAGUACACCGCGACGCUACACUGCGCAUGAAUUUAUUACUUAAGACUUUAAGUAAAAAUAUUUUUAAAAAAAUUGUUUUUUGUGUGUUGUGUGUUUUUAUUUGUGGUGUUUGUGUGUAAAUUCCAUCAUGUGCAUGCAUUAACCACGAAAACAGCGCACGAGACAACGAGAAAAUGCCGCGCAAGUUAUUGAAGUUUUUAAUUCUCUUCGACAAUACGUCGCUGCUGUACUUUCCCGGGCAGUUCCUCUCCGGUCGCGUGCUCAUCGAACUGCAGGAUGACACGCCCGCACUCGGAUUGCAUUUCCACGUCGUAGGCGAAGGAGUAGUUCGUGUGCGGACACCACGACAGGAGCGGGUCUACGACCGGGAAAACUACAUCGACUUUCGCAUGCGACUCCUCGGCGAACCUGGUCAAGGCCCAUCAGUACUCUCACCGGGUAUCCACAGUUUUCCAUUUAAACUGGGUUUACCACUUGGAUUACCAUCAACUUUCCUGGGAAAACACGGUUGGGUCCAGUAUUACUGCAAAACAGCCCUUCGGGAACCCAAUGGUCUCACACAUAAAAACCAACAAGUAUUCAUUGUGAUGAAUCCAAUUGAUCUUAACCUGGAACCGUCGAUUUUAGCAAACAAUAAUGUUUUCGAUCAGCAAGCAUUCCGCUGUGAAGUCGAGCAUAAAUUCGGCGUGGCUUGCGUUGGAUCCGGGCCUGUCAUCUGCAAGGUGACUUUGGAUCGUGGAGGUUAUGUACCUGGAGAAAGUAUAGGUGUUUCUGCAAGUGUUGUUAAUCGUAGUCGAGUGACAGUAAAAUGCACCAGGGCCGCACUAACAGAAACCAUCACCUAUAUGGCACGUGGUAAAGUAGUACAAUCCGAACGCCGUGAAUUAGCCGCCUUAUCACGUGGUAAAAUCCGCCCUGGCGAGCGAGAUGAGUGGAUAAACGAACAACUCUAUGUCCCACCACUACCACCAACCAAUCUUCGAGGAUGUCAUCUUAUUAAAAUCCAGUAUGAUGUAUACUUUAUCAUCGAGCCGAAGAGUUUCGAGAAAGAGGUAAAACUGCAGUUGCCGAUCAUGAUGGCGACGUAUCCACUGCGCGCUUCCGAGGAUAACGUCGCGGCGGCAUACAAGGCCGGCACGCAUUAUCCCUCAACGCUGCCGAUAUUCCGGCCGUGGCUGGACGAUAAGCCCGCCAUCGACUGAAUUAAAGUGCCAUUCGUUAGCGGGGCGCUCGAUAGUGAAGCUCGGCAGCUCUGCCAUUGAACCAGCCGCAUAUUUACUAAAACCCGUCUAAAACGCGCUCGAUCCACUCACUAAUCACUCGCCGCACAAUACAAAUCAGUCAGGGGCCAACAUCCCGAUGAAAAUCCACCAAUAAUAAUACAUACACACCCAGUGAACAUUUCAAAAUACACAAAAAAUUGUAUUAUGCAAAAAUUCUUAUUUCGCAUUCAAAGUUCGCGCACUAAUUCAAUAUCCAACUACGUAGUACAACGUGACACUUAACAAAUUUACAUCCCAUUGAAUUCGCGCCAGUAGCGAAUUGAAUAACAUAUUAAUUGAUUAAUAUGUACCGUCCGCACAUAAUGUUUGUUUUCUAUGAUAGUCUAUGAUAGUCUAUCAAUAACCCCGGUGCUAUACAAUGCGUUCAAAACUAAUUUAUGCUAAACAAACAAACUCAUACGAUAAUUACGAUUACUAGCAAAUUUCGAUAAGAUAAAGAUCAAUAUUUAGACCCUAGGAUUAAUUAGUUUUUAUUUACCGAUGCCAUUUUUAAAAUGUAAGAGUUUCUGUGGCAAUGUGGCAAUAGUCAUAAAUGUGUGUGACAAGACCGUUGUUAUUGCGCAUUAAAAUAUUAUUAACAUUAAA